AUGGUGGACUGUAAACUGUUGGCUACUCCGGUUCCUGUGUCCCGACCUUCUUCUGAUUCUGUGGUUCCCUAUGCGGAUCCCACGCAGUAUCGCAGUCUUGCUAGGGCUCUACAGUAUCUUACUGUUACUCGUCCGGAUCUCUCUUUUGCCGUGAAUCGGGUCUGUCAGCAUAUGCACUCUCCAACCACUGAGCAUUGGGCUAUGCUCAAGCGUGUUCUGCGGUAUGUAAAAGGAACUCUGCACUUUGGUUUUUUUAUUCGUCCUUCCUCCUCUGUUGCGGUUCAUGCCUUUUUGGAUUCGGACUGGGCUGGUGAUCCAGCUGACAGGAAGUCUACUAGUGGUUUUGCGGUUUUUCUUGGUGGCAAUCUGAUUUCCUGGUCUUGUCGGAAGCAACGCACGGUUGCUCGUUCGUCUACAGAGGCUGAAUACAAGGCUCUGGCUGAUGUGUCUGCGGAGGUCACUUGGUUGGUUUCUCUGUUGCACGAGCUUGGAGUGUCAUUGGCUGCUCCUCCCACUCUCUGUGACAGGAAUUAUGCUCUAUCAGAAUACAUCAAUCCUUUUCCAUUGCACAUAUUGCCUAGAAGACACUAA
Ipomoea nil (Japanese morning glory) is the source of this 591-nucleotide messenger RNA. RefSeq lists its product as uncharacterized. The record is from RefSeq and is a predicted model, not a curated record. Bases 1 to 591 code for a protein of 196 amino acids. The transcript is spliced from 2 exons. Lineage: Eukaryota; Viridiplantae; Streptophyta; Magnoliopsida; Solanales; Convolvulaceae.